Molecule: messenger RNA, 1879 nt
Organism: Leptomonas pyrrhocoris
Lineage: Eukaryota; Euglenozoa; Kinetoplastea; Trypanosomatida; Trypanosomatidae
Exons: 1
Coding region: 182-1879 (565 amino acids)
Biological process (GO): microtubule cytoskeleton organization; protein polyglutamylation
Cellular component (GO): cilium
Molecular function (GO): tubulin binding; tubulin-glutamic acid ligase activity
Source: RefSeq, a predicted model, not a curated record
GUGACGACAGCGUCCGUCACCAACGUUGUCUGCGCACCCGCAACGCUCUUCGUAAUUCACAUGUUACGCCUUGAAAGGCGCCGAACCUUGUCUGCCUGAUAUGCGGCGCUCGUCUCUCUCCACAUGUUUUUCGUGGUACUGCCACUCCCCCUUCUUUUUCUCUGAAUAAUUGUCGUUUCAUAUGUCGCUUCAGGCCCAAAUUGGGCCCAUGGCCGCGUCGCCUUCUGUCGGUUCAACGCGUAAAGAAACAAAAGGUGUGAUCAUCGACUGCAGCCACACCCGAUAUCACGUCGUGCGUGCCGCUGCGCGAAUGAUAGGGUGGGUGGUCAGCGACGUUGACACGGAAGCCGCGGUGCCCUUGUCGUUCUAUGAUGUUCCCCUGAAUUCCGACCCGGGUGAUGUCGCUUCACACCCUCCGCAGGUGAUCUGGACGGAUAAAAGCGUGCUAAGCGCACGUGUUGCCGGGCUGGAAUGCUAUCAGCGGCUGAAUCAUUUUGCAUCCAUGAACGCUCUCGCUCGCAAGGCGAUGCUGUUCUCCCGCCUCAUGCAACUGUGCCGUCUUGCACUAAAAUCGGAGUUUGCCACGCAGGACGGCCAUUCCUUUUCCGCUAGGUUUCCGCUCUACCGUUACUUCGUGCACUCGAUCCCACCGAGUUUUUCCAGCAUCGGUGACCUGGGCCGUCUGGAGGCCUAUCAACGGCAGCUCUCCUCCGCACCUGAGGGUGAACGCCGGCCUUUCUUUAUCAUUAAGCCCAACACUGGAUGCGAGGGCAAAGGCAUCCGGCUGUCCACCUCUCCCCUCUCCGACCUCACGGAGGCAGAGCAGCGAGACAGAAAGCAUGAAUGCAUCGUUCAGCUCUACAUUGACCGACCGCUGCUCAUGGACGGCAAGAAGUUCGACCUUCGAUUGUACGUGCUGUUGGUGUCGGUGACGCCUGCGCAGCAACCACGCAAGCCAAUUCGGCGCGAGCAAGUCUCUGGCGGUCUGCGUGCGGAAUCCAGCGCAGCAACGACGGCGGCGGUCACGCCAAGUUUCACGGAGGUGCCGCCGGGCGUGGAAGGGGUACGGCUGUACGUACACCGCGAAGGCCUGGUGCGUAUCUGCGCCGAGCCGUACGCCACGCCGACAGAAGCGAACUGCACGAAUGCGCUGAAGCACUUAACCAACUAUGCAGUCAACAGAAAAUCGGAUCUGUUUACGCCUGCCGGCAUGCCGGCAGGAGACAUGGAAGGAGCACGUGCGAGGAGUGCCGUCGAAGACGCCGCAGCGAGCAACAAACGAAGUCUUGCGGCGCUGUCGGCGUACAUCGACGGCCUUCACACUUCUGGUGGGUGGGCUCGUGUGCAGCGUCGCAUUGACGAGUGCAUCACCUUGACAGUUCUCUCCGGCGUGGAGGCGCUGCGUCGUGAGCUGAUUAGCGCGGGUGGUGCCCGUGGCGAGCGCGCUGACGGCAGAGGCUGCUUUGAGCUUCUCGGCUUUGAUGUGAUGUUGCGCGAGGCUGCGCUGGAGCCGGUGCUGAUGGAGGUAAAUCACUCUCCUUCGCUGUUCUGCGACACGGCUUUUGAUUUUGCGGUGAAGAGUGCGGUGCUGCGUGACACGUUCCGCGUGCUCGAAGCACACUUGCCUCCGUGGGAGGCACACGAGGGCAAUAGAAGAGCGUACGCCUCGUACACCUGCCAGGAGAGCAGCAGCGCAAGCGAGAUGGAUAAGGCGGAGGAGGCGCUGCUGCACGGAGCGGAGGUGCCGUGUGGGUUUCGACGCCUCCUGCCGCACUACGGGAAUAGCAGCGGCGAUUCUACGGAUGAUCCGUGUGACUGGCAACAGGAAGAACGUGCGGCGCAGGAGUGCAUGGUGGCGAUGUCCAGGCGGCUGAGAUGA